Messenger RNA from Pomacea canaliculata, 2755 nucleotides. RefSeq lists its product as uncharacterized. Bases 439 to 1887 code for a protein of 482 amino acids. The record is from RefSeq and is a predicted model, not a curated record. Gene Ontology annotation, molecular function: protein binding. The transcript is spliced from 4 exons. NCBI's taxonomy places the organism in Eukaryota, Metazoa, Mollusca, Gastropoda, Architaenioglossa, Ampullariidae.
UGACGUGGACGUGGCUGGAGAAAACAGUAACCGUCGGCAAACUUUGUGCUUCUUAACUUCACAGAUACAGAGAACGACGAUGGCAACGAGAAAUGCUAAUGAUGUUGCUACAUCCAUUUGCAGCGUUUGUCUGGAGCCGUACAAGGGACGUAAUCCUAAGCUUUUGCCCUGUUUUCACACACUUUGCCUCCCCUGUUUGAAAGACUUGGAACAGCACAGCCUGCAGGCUUUAUCAGACACAAAAGGAAACCAAGAUGACGACAGAGACAUCCACCUUUGACCUUUCCAUGUCCUACGUGUAGAGCAGUUAUCACGGUUCCCCCUGGUGGCGUCAUCCAGUUCCAGACUAAUUUCUACUUGAAUGAUGACACACUCACCUGUCAGAUAUGCGAUCUAGGUAACGAGGCCACGUACAACUGUUCUGAGUGCAGCCAACAUAUGUGCGAUCACUGCAAGCGGUACCACAACAAAUUUCUUCCAAUUCACCAGGUGCAGCCUCUGACCUUUAGUUACCAGCAAACAUCUCAAAUUAGCUUUGAGCCUGUAAAGGAGGGUACCAUCACACAACAACUCGCGGUGUUGGAGGCGGCGCUGGUGACGAUGAGGGAGGAGGAGGACACGCUGCAGAGGGAGAGGAAGGCGGUGGCUGACGUCAUCAGCAGGCGGGCCGACGCCAUGAGGGCGCUAGUAACGCAGGCGGAGGAGAAGAGUCAAAGGGCGGUCACUGAAAAAGCCGAUAAUAUGAGUAAACAGAUACAAAAUAAGAUGACUACUGCUCGCCAGAAGUACGCCAUGAUUGUAACACCACAAGUCCUUAUUCAUGGACAUCCCACGUUACUUAGUGAUGAGGAUUUUGAAUAUUACCAGCAGCAGAGCCGAAGACGAGAAGUGAAGACUCUACUGCACCAGUUCAACGACUCUGCCAUUGACCUACAGGCCGUAGAAGCCUACAUAGGUACGGUGUGUGAUGACCAACUGGCCGCAGUGGAGACUAGCUUACCUGUGGCAACUGACGUCAGCCAUGGAACCAUGACAGACAUGUCAGACUAUAAAUCUGCUACGUCACAAACGUCAGACAUCACAAAACUUACACGUGACAUUUCACACAUUGAGGAUAAGAUAGCAGCACUAGAUGCACGCACACAAAACUUGGAGAGUCAGAAUCAAACCAAUGUUUCCUUCUUGAAAGAUGAAGACUUCAAGUUACAACAAAAUGUUGCAGCUUUUCAGCAAAAUAUGGAUGAUUGUACAAGAAACAUUUCAAAUAUUCAAAACGACAUAGUCAGCAUGCGUCAGGUGAUUGGAACAAUGAAAGUUCCUAACUCUACUUUACAGAAUGAUGUUGAUAUCAUUAAGCAGGAAUCUUCGAGCAACAAAAUCGAAACCCAAAAAGUGAAAGAUGUCGCUAACGACUUGAGUACAGAACUCAAGACUUUUAAAGAAAAAUCCAGCAUCAUGGUGGCAGUUAACGCCAGACUCCAAGAAGGAAAACAACUAAAGGGAUUAUCGCGAUCAGAUGUUCUGGUCUUAAGCGACGUUACCUGCAACGUGGGGCAGGCCUACAACAACAAGACAGGCAUCUUCGUCGCUCCUUUCACAGGAAUCUACUUCUUCAUGGCCAGAGCAAUGAGCACCAAGGGGUCAGAAAGGUUUUCUCUUGAUAUAUUAGUAAAUAAUACUCGCGUUGCUGACUCAUUGUCCACAGACGCCAUUUUGAAGUCUGGGAUGAGCUGUACUGUGCACCUAGUUCAGAGACUAAUUCAAGGACAGGAGGUGUCAGUGACAGCAGGGACACAUUUGCCUUCCUCCUCUGCUUCGUUGAGAUCUGGUGAAACGUCCUUUACGGGAGUGUUAGUGCAACAAGAGUUUGGCGUCGUUUGGUCGUAGCACUCCCCUCAUCCUCAUCCUCACCCUUAUCAUCAUCAUCAUCAUCAUCAAUCAUCAUCAUUAUUGAUCAUUAUUUAAAUAACGUACACAGCAAUUAACCUUGGCAAAAAUGCUCAAUAGUAUUUUAACGAAACAUGUGAUCUACGUAUUUUAGAGCUUUGUUUCUAGAUGAAGUAGUUGUAACAAUUAAUUUGUUUUAUUACUAUCACACCUUUAUUGGAUGUUUUAUACACACAAAAGCAAAAGCAGAUCAUAUUAUUGUUAGUCAUAAGUUUGGUAGAAGUAAAGGUAUCUUGCUAAAACAACCAUGAUAAACAACUAACGAUCUGCAAAACAUAAUCAUGAAAAUGUUGUGUGUGGCAAGCGUGUUUGUGAUGGAGAAUGGUGUAUCCACGCCAAAUAGGCUUCAAGGGACCGCUUUCUACAUUGUUGUUUUAUUCUUAAUUUUUUUGCGCUUGUAAUACCUAUGUUUCCAAUUUACACAUUUUAUAACAUAAUUGGCGUUGUGUUUGACUGGUUAGCAGCCUGUGGCUCAUUAUUUUUUAUGGCCAAUAUCAACUCUGUCAUCGUCAUUAGACCACUCUGGCUAAGGCGAUCACAGUUUCUAUAUUUGUAUAAGUCGUCCCUUGGGUAGAGCUGGCAUCUGUGCUAAACAGUCCUCCCCUUCAACAUUGUACUGCAAAUUCUGUUUCGUAACCAUGUUGAUUUUCUCCUGUUGAUUUGAUCGAUGUGUUUGUUUAUUGCUCUUUUCUGCUCCAGUAAAUUGUCUCUACAUCCAGCAGAAGAACGACCUUACAUUCCUAUUAACUCUAUAGAGCCACUGGAAUUUUAUCUGUCUUGUGUUUUUGUGCUGCGCGGAGAGCCUGGC